This is a messenger RNA of Venturia canescens, 1020 nucleotides long. Its product is annotated as protein KTI12 homolog. The transcript has 5 exons. Lineage: Eukaryota; Metazoa; Arthropoda; Insecta; Hymenoptera; Ichneumonidae. The record is from RefSeq and is a predicted model, not a curated record. Gene Ontology annotation, biological process: tRNA wobble uridine modification. Bases 175 to 1002 code for a protein of 275 amino acids.
GUACAUUCUGCUUUUUCCAACGAUUAUCUCGUGGUUUUGUGUUGUCAUGUGAAAAUAUCACCAAAUUAAAGGUUAUAAGUUCGAAAACAUUAAGUUCAAAAAAAUAUGAUGUCGAAUUAGUAAAUGAAUUUUAUGGUAUUAUAAUAAAUCGGAAAAUACUAUAAAAAAUUGACAAUGCCGUUAAUAAUAAUCACGGGAAUACCAGCUAGUGGAAAAACGACGAGGGCACAAGAAUUAAAGGAUUAUUUUGAACAAAAGAAAGGAAAGAAAGUGGAAAUAAUCAGUGAAGUUGAUACAAUUGCCAAAAGUGGUUACGACAAAAAUACAUUUUAUUCAGAUUCCAAGAAAGAGAAAGGAGUUCGUGCGGACAUUAAAUCGAAUGCUCAGCGUCUUUUAAAUCCUGUUGAUGUGUUAAUAAUCGAUGGAACAAAUUACAUAAAAGGCUAUCGUUACGAGUUAUAUUGCAUGUCAAAAUUGUACAAAACACCUCAGUGUACUUUGCAAUGCGAUGCGCCGGUAGAGCAUGCCUGGCUGUUGAACGAGUCAAAGCCUGAGGGUGAACGUUAUACCCGAGAGAUUUUUGAUGCUCUCGUUAUGAGAUAUGAAACGCCUGACAGUAGAAAUCGAUGGGACUCUCCUCUAUUUGUUGUAACGCCCCAUGAUUUGUUACAUUUUGACGAAAUUUACAGUGCAUUGUAUGAAGUCAAAGCACCAAAACCAAACAUGAGCACGCAAUGUGCACCCUUGUCGUCGACAAAUUAUUUGUACGAACUUGACAAAUUGACCCAGGAAAUUGUUACGACAAUUUUGGCAGCUGAGCAAACAGGCAUUACAACUGACAUUAAAAUACCAGGCUUUGAAAAUUUAAGGGUAGAGAGAUCGAGCAACGCUUCACAAUUAUCAAGAUUGCGAAGGCAGUUUCUCACCUAUAGCAAAAUGCACCAGAUUGAAACUAGUCAAAUAGCGCAUUUGUUCGUACAGUAUCUCAAUAAAAAUGUGUGAUAUAUAUUUUACUUUUAA